AUGGUGGAUAUUAUUUUUCCUUAUUCUUUCCUGGGUGAUAUGGGGGAUCAUUCCAAAAAGAAACCCGGGAUUGCCAUGUGCGUGGGCUGCGGGAGCGAAAUCCACGACCAGUACAUCUUGAAGGUCUCCCCGGACCUGGAGUGGCACGCGGCGUGCCUGAAAUGCGCGGAUUGUAGCCAGUAUUUGGACGAGACCUGCACUUGUUUUGUGAGAGAUGGCAAAACGUACUGUAAAAGGGAUUAUAUCAGGCUCUUCGGCAUCAAGUGCGCCAAGUGCGCGGCGGGCUUCAGCAGCAGCGACUUAGUGAUGCGCGCCCGGGACAACGUCUACCACCUGGAGUGCUUCCGUUGCUCGGUGUGCAGCCGGCAGCUCCUUCCGGGAGACGAGUUCUCGCUGCGGGACCACGAGUUGCUCUGCCGCGCAGACCACAGCCUCCUCAUCGACCGGGCCGGGUCAGCGGAGAGCCCCCCGCGCAGCCCUGGACACCUCCAAGGCGCCAGGCUCGCAGAUUCAUUGCCCGGGCGCCAACCCUCCUUGCGUCCACACGUGCACAAGCAGGCGGAGAAGACGACGCGCGUGAGGACGGUGCUGAACGAGAAGCAGCUGCACACGCUGCGCACCUGCUACGCGGCCAACCCGCGGCCCGACGCGCUCAUGAAGGAGCAGCUGGUGGAGAUGACCGGCCUGAGCCCGCGGGUGAUCCGCGUCUGGUUCCAGAACAAGCGCUGCAAAGACAAGAAGAAAUCCAUCCUCAUGAAGCAGCUCCAGCAGCAGCAGCACAGCGACAAAGCAAGCCUUCAGGGCCUGACUGGGACCCCACUGGUGGCCGGCAGCCCAAUCCGCCAUGACAGCACUGUGCAGGGCAAUGCAGUGGAGGUGCAAACCUAUCAGCCCCCCUGGAAAGCACUCAGUGACUUCGCCUUGCAGAGCGACUUGGACCAGCCAGCCUUCCAGCAACUGGUCUCCUUCUCAGAAUCCGGCUCCUUGGGCAACUCAUCUGGCAGCGACGUGACCUCCUUGUCCUCUCAGCUCCCUGACACCCCCAACAGCAUGGUCCCCAGCCCGGUGGAAACGUGAGAAGAGCCUCCUUUUACCACCCCACCUCCCCAUGGACUUUCGCAUGCUC
Zootoca vivipara (common lizard) is the source of this 1126-nucleotide messenger RNA. It is a transcript of the gene ISL2, whose product is annotated as ISL LIM homeobox 2. Gene Ontology annotation, cellular component: nucleus. The record is from RefSeq and is a predicted model, not a curated record. NCBI's taxonomy places the organism in Eukaryota, Metazoa, Chordata, Lepidosauria, Squamata, Lacertidae. Gene Ontology annotation, biological process: positive regulation of transcription by RNA polymerase II; axonogenesis; neuron fate specification. Gene Ontology annotation, molecular function: cis-regulatory region sequence-specific DNA binding; DNA-binding transcription factor activity, RNA polymerase II-specific.